AUGACUCUAUCUUUGCUUAUUACAUUGCCGCUUCUCCGGACAGACUCCAAAUUUUCCGAUCUAUGGGAUCUUAUAUCGCAUGCUGAAGCUGAAAACAUUAUCAAUGAUGUGUCCUCAUUGUGUACAGCAUGGAUAGAUGUGAAGUUGACAUCUUCUCAACUCUGUAGAGAAAGCGUGUACAAAAUGUCUCUAAAGCACUUGACCCUCAAGUGUGUCUCUUCGAGAAGAGCUGAAAUCGAGGAGUUCCAAUGGUUCUUCGUGAAUCCCAAUCCUUCGUCUACCAUAAAGAUCUCCUCCGACGAUGGUGCAAUCAACGACAGAGAUUUGAGGAACGUGGAGGUGAGGCUUCUCCCAGAGGCCGCAGUGGUCUCAGUUGGCCGGAGUCCCGAGACUUACGUGGUGGCAUUAAAGGUGAAGGCUCCUCCACCCCCGGCAUGCACUAGCACGACAGCGCCCCUGCUCGAUCCCUCUCGCCUUGCGUCGAUCGAUCUGGUCACUGUGUUGGAUGUCAGCGGAAGCAUGACCGGUGCCAAAUUGCAGAUGCUGAAGCGUGCCAUGCGGCUUGUGAUAUCAUCGCUUGGCUCUUCUGAUCGGCUCUCCAUCAUUGCCUUCUCGGCGUGCUCCAAGAGGUUGUUGCCGCUGAGAAGGAUGACGGCUCAGGGCCAGCGCUCGACGCGGCGAAUCAUCGACCUGCUCGUCGCUGGGCAGGGUACCAGCGUUGGAGAAGCUCUGAGGAAAGCCGCUGAGGUGCUGGAAGAUCGGUGGGAGAGAUCCCGUGGCGAGUAUCAUGCUCCUAUCGGAUAG
Macadamia integrifolia is the source of this 804-nucleotide messenger RNA. RefSeq names its product E3 ubiquitin-protein ligase WAV3-like. Bases 1 to 804 code for a protein of 267 amino acids. The record is from RefSeq and is a predicted model, not a curated record. Lineage: Eukaryota; Viridiplantae; Streptophyta; Magnoliopsida; Proteales; Proteaceae. The transcript is spliced from 3 exons.